Messenger RNA from Symbiodinium sp. CCMP2592, 195 nucleotides. Lineage: Eukaryota; Dinophyceae; Suessiales; Symbiodiniaceae. The record is from the annotation of a GenBank genome assembly.
AUGCCAGCAGGCCAUCAUACCCUUCGUCGAGCGCAAAGGCAUAGGCUGGAUCCUACCACUCCACGAAACCAUAGACACGGUCAUCGCCGGAACGGUCUUCGCCGUGGCGUUGAAUUUCAUCCUCUUUGGCACGACAAAGAUCCUGUCAGUGUUGGGGAUUUAUCACGACAUCUUGGUGACCUGGCGAGAAGUUGA